AUGUGUGGAGGUGGCUCCAUCACUCUGGAGGCUGCGUUGGCAUUCCCUGGAUGCCUGUUCAUCGGUGCCGAUAUCCAUCCAAAAGCAAUAGAACGAUGCUUACGAAAAUGUGGUGGCACUGAUUUGCUACAAAGUGGCUCGGAAGUGGCGUUCAUCACUUGUAAUGCGGUCAGUCUACCAUUUGCUGAGAGUUCGAUCGACAGCAUUGUCACUGAUCUCCCAUUUGGCAAGAAAAUCGGUUCCAUUGAGGACAACCGGGUUCUGUACCCUAAACUUCUUGUGGAAUGGGAGAGAGUGGUAAAGCCGAGUGGUCGUCUCGUUGUAAUGACUCACGACAAAAGGAGCUGGGGUAAGGUCAUAAUGUUUUUCAAGAAAGCUUUAAACUGA
Messenger RNA from Cooperia oncophora, 387 nucleotides. The record is from the annotation of a GenBank genome assembly. NCBI's taxonomy places the organism in Eukaryota, Metazoa, Nematoda, Chromadorea, Rhabditida, Trichostrongylidae.